AUGGCCGCUGAAACCCCUACAUCAGUGCAUACCACUGCCACAGGUAUUGUAUUAUUUAGUUGAAGGGACAUUUUGUAGAUGAGUUGGUUAAGCAGGUUAUUUGCUUGUGUGACUUGCUAAAGCCCGGGUCAAACGAGAACAAAUGUUGAUGAGAAUUGACUGGAUGUCACGGCGCGCGUGGCGAAAAACUCUGAUCAACUAUCAUCAAAAUUUAAACCAGUUCAAAGUUGAUAAGAGUUUAUGAGAGUACAUGAGAGACAUGAAAGGGAAUCGGAUGAGAAACGCGAGCGAGAGUUGCAACUCUCAUCAGCUUUCAUUCUAGUUUGACCUGAGCUUAACACUGUCUAUAACACAGACGAUUUUUUCUGUCAAAGGGAAAUGCAUGUUGGACAUUAAUGGGUUAACCACAAUCUUUGUUUAUGUUGACGUUUUACUGGGACCAUGCAGAUGGAAUGAGGAAAAGCUGGGAAUGUGUUGAGCAUUUAUGGAUUUGAAAUAGUAGAUAGAACAUACUCUUCGUUUCUGUGAACGCGCUAUAAACGUCCUUUAUAUUUUAGGGUCGGUGCAAGGUAGUAGUUCCAAGUUGCCGGAGUUGCCGGGUCUGAUCAUUGGCUAUGUUACUGCUGCUGCGCUUGUGGUUAUUGUAUUUGGGAUCGUGGCAGUACUGUACGAACGCAGAAGACGUUAUAGAAAAUCAGACGACUGUAAACAGCUUUGCAUGUCAUACGUAAGUAAAUUGUACGCAGACAGACGUGUCAUUUUCUGUCUUAAAGCGCAUGGUUCAUACUAGCGGUUUUGUUUGCAAUUUUCUGUUUAUGACUGAUACGAAUGAAUGAACUCGUAUACGAUAAUAAAUGCAUUAAGUCUUUUGCAUAUCACUCAUUCAAUCACAUCCGCCAGGAGAAGCCGAAUUCACUGACAAAAUUGUAUGAACCACUCAUUUUAUACAUAUUUAACUCCAAAUGCGGUUUUGCGUAAUUUUAUAUUUUUCUGCCUGGACCCCAUUAUAAGGAGGCUCCCGUACAGUUUCAAAUAUAAUGUUUUCAACUAAAAGCUCAUUUUAAUUUAAAAGGUUAUAAGCUCAGAGAGCUCAAGCCUAGACCAGCCAAAAAAGCCAUCUAGCCUAGACCAGCCAAAAAGCCAUCAUAACGGAAAAAUAAGAACGAUGACCUACCGUGUUUAUUGCAGAAAGUACAUUAUUAUUACUUUCUAAAUCUUCUCAGAAAGUUCUUUGAAAAUUGCCAGUGUCAAAGUCGAUAAAAAAAUUGAUCAAUAAUCUUAAACACGAAAUGGUCCGUCGUAGAAGUACUUCUAUAUAUGCUAUUGGUAAACAAAAGGCUGCCUUCUUCUAAAUCUGUGUCAGGGGAAGGGAGGGGCAUACGCCCACGUCCUAUCUAAGAUUUUUAGAUUUCGCGCGUCGCUUUUUGAGUGUUGUAAAAUAUAGUGCAAGGAUAUUCACCUGCAUGGACGCUUUGCGUCUUCGGUGAAUAAUUUUUAACUAUCUGGUGUGCAGCAAAACACUAUCGGGCACAUCCCUAAUGCAAAAGUUAUUUCUAUAGUACUGACUUUGCUUUUUUCCAGCACUUACCGAUAUUGGACCGAAGUAACACGUUCUGGAUACCGGAGGGUAUAAGAAGUAAGUUUCAGGCCAAUUUCUCUAUAUUCAAGAUGUCCCAAACUUUACUAGAUAACAUAGUUAUCCUAUCGUCUUAGUCACUUUUCAAAAGAACCAAAGUAGCAUUUUUAUAGUAUUUGUUUUUAGAUAAUUAGCAAGCAAUUUUGUAUAUAGUGUGUACCCGACGCCCCUCAUGGAAAUCAGGGAAAUCAGCUUUAGCCGAUGAGGAUCAAGUUGUACCUACCAACCUACUUAUACCAACCCUGAUCAAAUCAGUUUUGGUUCCCAAGUUUGUUUGUAAAUAUUCCCAAUUACGUUUCUAAUAUUGGUAUAUUGGGCGUGGAAAUUGCGAAACCAACUUCGCAAGUUGCUUACUAAAGUACCGUCGUUCUGAACAAAAACGUGUUUUACUAGUAUAGCCAAUAAAUUAAGCGUAUUUCUUAAAAGUCUAAUAAACAAUUCGUCAAAUAUGUUGGCCAUAUUAAAAACGUAAUUGGGAAUAUUCACCACAAACUUGAGACUCGCGUUGUGAAAAGUGACGUCAAUUCGACAGUAAAUUAUAUGUAUAAUGUGUUCUUCUGAUGAUCUGCUGUUUAUCUCAUUCCAGCUCCUUCAAAGCGACCAGACCUGGUAAAGGAGAUCAUCACCACUGACGGGGGUGUUAUAGCGAUUGAGGACAUCAUACUUGAGAUAGGUCCCGGAUGUCUGGCCAAGGACACGGAAAUUGCAUUGAGGAAUGGUGAUAAGGAUGUUGCCAUAAAAUCCCUGCUCGACUUAGGUCUAGUCGUUGCUGCCCCACGUGUUGUUGAAUUCCUCCCAGACGGCUUGAAAUUCUUGAAACCAGCAGAUCUCACAAUCACAUUUCAAAACAUUGUCUCCGAUACCGAACUUUUUGUCCUGCAUGGCUCUUACAACCCUAUCUACCAGAAGACCGUUUGGGAACUGGUAACUAAUGGUAUCGAUGAACGCAAUGUGAAAGGGGUUUGUAACACGAAAAUUAACGGUUUCUGUUUUUACAUGUUUAUUUUGGCGACGCGCGGAAUGUUAGCUCGGAUCUUGAGUCAUCUCAAUCAUUCAUUUACAUGUCGUGCAUACGCCCUUUAUCGUAGACCACCUACAGUGAAUGUUAUAGAUAUUUCGGUCGUCAUAUUGAGUGAAUUUGUUGACAAGAAUGAAGAAGAAGAUAUUGAACAAUUAAAAGAUCAUCUCAAAGCUGGUUACGUUAAAGGAGAAAAAGGAAUGUUGAAGCGUAUCUACACAGAUCGUCGUCUCGAAAUGAGUUUACAUUUUCCUGGAGUCGAAAACACUCCCUUCUCGUUCAAUGUUGAUCAACCUCAACUGGAUUCUGUAGGUUUCGUUAUCGAUCAUUUUAAAGGAAUUGCAGUAAAGAGUCCAGUAAGUGGAAAAGUGAAGAUAAGCGAAGUAGAUCGAAAUAUCGAAAAUGAAUCAUUGUGGUGGAUAAAUAUUUGUGAGAUGGAAGUGGAGAUUAGAGUUGAAGUAGCUGAAGGUAAGUUAAAAUUUACCAGUCUUGUUUCGAACAGUAUGAGACAUUGUGUAUAAUUUUAUGAAAAGUAUAAGUCAUUCUGUAUAAUUUACUUAUUAUACAUGCAGCAUUACAAUAUAUGGCAAAUACGGUUAUCGCGGUGCCGGUAAUAGGUAGGUAAGGUAUUCUCGCCAGAUGCGAAGAGCUGCUCUGUCUUGAUGUGGUUAAAAAUACUUGACAGUAGAGUUGCGGUAGCCAGUAGUGACCCAAUUUUUCCCCCUAUGAAGUCUUUGGGACAUUGGGAAUGGGCACGAUCCAUGUCGAGGUGUUUUAGAAGUUAACUUAGCCAUUGAGUUCGUAAAAUACGUGUCAAACUUUGCAUACUUUUCGAAACAUGAUUAACCGGGAAAAAUUUCUCUUCAUUUUCAGACUUUAUCUUAUUUACUUUUACUUUGAUAAGAAGAAAUUCGAAGUUCUUAAACCGCUCAGAGUUGAUCAGAUUCCUGAUUGGCCGGUCAAGGGUCGAGUCGUUCAGAUCUCUGACCUAGGAAGCUGUCGAGUCGGGCGCCCCAGUAAGCCUCGAGUGAUAGUCCGAUUCUUGAUAUAAUGGUCAGAUCCGUGACUAUUACUCAAGCUGAAAUGUCUUACAACGUUCAACGAAGCUGAAAUGUCUUACAACGUUAUUCUUAGUUAGUCUUAUCUUAAAUAGAAAAGUUUUCAUUUUGCAAGCAGGACAAGUCCCUCUGCGCACCUUUGGCAGUAUCUAAAGAUCGGUUGGAAUAUAGUGGAGAAUCUAGCCAUAGCGACAGGCUAUGCAAAUGCAUGCUAUGAAAUUUUUUAAUGAUUUGCAUUCUCCAAACUUUUAGAAAUGUAUUGUCUUUAACCUAUUUAUUUAUUUAUUUAUUUAUUUAACCUAUAUUUACUUAACCUAUUUAGAUACUGGUUUAUUAGCAUAGCAUGACCACUGGUUGCGGUACAUGGCAAAUACGGUUAAAGAGCUGAAACACAUCAAUAUUUUUACUAUAGAGAGUCUUUCAAAUUUAACUUAAAGAACUUCUUUUUAAGCUUAAAGCAUGAUACAGUUGAACACCUUGAAUACAUUUUCUUGCCGGACUGUACUCAGUAAUAUUUCAAACUUUACUGUAUUUUACUUAGUGUUAUCUUUAUAUAGUGUGUUGGUAUUAAUCUUUUAUGAUUGCAUGAGGGCCAUUGAUAUAAUGUAUCUUAUCUCACGUCACAGCGGCCGUGUUGGUAGUGUCUUUAUCUUUCAUUGAAUUUGGCACUGAUAUGACCGCUGUCUUUAUUGCCUUUCACAUUCCUAAGAGAUUGGUUGCAACCCACCUAUUUAAUUUUUUUUCAACCACUUUUAUUUACUAAAGCUAGAACUAAAUUUCUUUUGAUAUUAUCAUUCGCUCAUUUGGAAAAAAAUCCGCUGAAUUUUUAUGUAUUACCGUCAUUCUCAACCAUUGAAUCGUUUGAAUUAUUUCAAUAAUUAUAUAAAUGAAGUUAUAUAAUAUAUCACAUGACCGUAUAUAUGGCAAAUAAUAUACCGUGUGUCCCCCAAAAAAGUACUCCGAUUUGAUUCUUAAUAACUUCUAAACAAGUAAAGCUAUCGAACAGAAAUAACUUGCAUUAAAUAAAGAAAGGACUAACAUAGAUUUUGAUAUAUUACAGUUGUAUUUUACUUAAAAAUUCACGGAGAUAUUAAUGUUCAAAAUCGGGAGCAUAUUUUGCGAUGCGUCUAAGAUUAGCGAAAAUCGGCAUAUCAAAUAUUAACUUCAGCGUUUGUUUGCUUAAUGACAUGUCAGGCUAACUUGUAUUUCAGCGAAUUGACGUUAGGGUUUGUAAGGGGAUAUGGCGUAGAUUUAGACAUCUUACAUGUAAGUUUUAACUCAUUGUUUCCUGAAAUAUAUAAUAUAACGUUCGAAAUUAUCCAAGUAUUUAAUAGGUCUUUACAAACUUAAAGGUACAUGCAUGAAAGACCAUGCAAGGCAGGCGCUUAAAUUUUUAUUAAAUAGCCCACUUUUUAUGUUUUUCAUGCAUGGGUUCAAAACAAAGUUGAUUAUUUCUCGGUUAGAGCAGGAUGGAUAUUAUUCCUUAAUGAAGGAAAUAAUAUUGCUUUUUGCAAAUACACAUCACAGUAUCAACGCUUCUAUUUUGUUAUGUUUUGUUCCAAAAAUGUUGGAUGUCUCUGGGGAGUUGCUUGUUAUGUCUUUACUUAUGGAGUUGUAUGGUUUGAUCGUGUUUGAUUCUCAGUUUAUUCUGAACUUGCCAAGAUUAAGAAAGGCAAAAGAGUUUGGGUGUUUUAACAAGAUUUCAGAACGUUGCAGAAGUUAGAAAAUUCAUUCAAUGUGAAGUUAGAAAAUUCACAACUCCAUUGCCAUGACAGCUUGCCCUAAUUCAAAACUAUACGAACGACCAUGACGAUCCUUCGCGAUGCAGUGGUCUCAUGAAAUAAGGAAAAGUAUUCGUGCUAGGAACACACGCGGAUUUCGGACAAAUAAAUCUUGCUUGUAUUUUGUAGAUAAUAAUACUUUGUUUCAUUGCUGCCGAAGGCAGCACACUAUUCUUAACAUGAAGUAUCGCGUUUACUUGUGCCCAGUCUCUUUACCCGAGUUAUGUAUUGUCGAGAUCUCGAUUUUGUGUCUGUCUGUCGGAUGUUUGUCGUAAUUCCAGGGGAAAUAAUUAAGGCUUCAGGAAAUUUUUUUAAACGAGGGGGGCGGUCAAACUUUUAUAUUUUGUAUUGAACACGAUCAAGCAUCAAGUUCUAGCUUUAUAUCAAUAUCAGCAGAAUAUCAGCAGUAUUAAAGCUAGCUUAUUUAUAUGUUCAUGAUGCAAAACAUCGCCGAUAUUUUCAGUAAUUCAGGUAAGGAUAGCUUUAUUUCUUUCUGGUAGCGAAAUUAUAUUUAAUUUAGUACGUAUAAACACUAUAUGAUUUACAUUUUCAUCAUGCAAAACCAGCUGUAUAGACAUGCACUUCGAUAAAAUACAUGAAGCCGAAGGCGUUUAUAUUUACAACACUAUAAUUUAAUGAACUAUCAGCAUGAAUUUAUCAUGAUAAACUAUAAAUAGUUUAUUUGUUUGUGUGGUGAUGUCCCAAGGCGAUGAGUUUUAUAGUGAAUAGUGUUUAUUCUACAUGUUAUAGCAAUGUGCGUUUAUAUUUAGAACACUAUAAUUUCAUGCAGAACUAUCAGCAUGAAUUUAUCAUGAUAAACUACAGUAUAAAUAGUUUAUUUGUUUGUGUGGUGAUGUCCCAAGGCGUUGAGUUUAGUGUUUAUUCUACAUGUUUAUAGCAAUGUGCUUUCAUCACGUUUUAAAAACAAGUUUACGUGGAAUGAUAUAGCAAUCCAGUUUGGAUUGUUGCCUGCAAGGGCGUGUUUUCAUUUAUUUAUAGUAGGGGUGAAUCUAGUAGAGCUUCGGGUGUAGGGUUAACGACUUUUUCACACAAAAUAGGAGGGGUGAAGCGAAAUUUUGGUGGGGUUGAAGUGUUGAAUAUUUUAUAAGACCUGGGGGUUAGAGAGAUUACAGGGGGAAGUUAACCAUACCUAACCCCCAGUAAAUCUACCUGUGGUUAUCUGGAAAUAUUAACUUACCAGCAGUUAAUACAUGUAAUAGCAUGUCAAUCGACUUUUGUACAAGGUAUGACAGUCUGUAAAAAUAUAUCUCUGAGAUAGGACUGGCCUACAUAAUACAGUCCGGCAUAUAUUCACCUGGCUGUGUUAUUACAUUUCAGGGUACACUAUAUUUUUUUCGAUAAUGCUCACAAUAUCUUUCUUAUUAUAUAGUUUUGAAGUUCUGACUGAGUACAAUCUUAAUCUUUACAAAUGAAUGGUGUCAUAUGAAGCUGAUGGAUUAAUUAAAUUAAACAAAAAUGUCAGUUGUUCUGCGAUAGGGGUAGUUUUGUAUAGUAUUUCUAUACAUGAAAUUGUUAUUAAAUUCUACAUGUCCAAUGAUUCAUUCAAGUAUUAUUAUCGUUUAUGUAUAUAAAUAUAUGAUAUUGUACAGUAUUCAGUGGUGAGCUAACCUGCGAUCAGGCCUAUAAAUAAAUAAAUAGGCCUGAUACAAACCUUAACAUGCCUUACAGCCAUAUUCGGUUGUAAAUCUGAUUGGUCUAUGAGACAAAAGAUUUUUUAAUCUGUCAUUUGAUUGGUUGGUGCUAAUUAGAUAUUUAUACUAUUAUUGAUGAUAUAUUUUAUAGUGGGCACAACUAUAAUUAGAUUGUUGUCGUUGUGUGAAAUUUAAAUUUCUCCUGCGACAUUUUGAUUGGAUACUAAAUAUAAACUUUGCUGUGGGUGGAAAGCUAUCACAUUAUUAUAUUAUUGUAAAAUAGAGCCUGAUCUCUGGUUAGUGGCGAGCUAGUCAUUGCAACUGGUCAUGCUAUUACGAAAGUCACCGAACUGUGGAAUCGCAUCAAAAAUUCGUAUAUCGACCACUCCCACAAACGUCUACGACCACGCCUACAUUCGACUACAUAGUUUUGCAUGUUUACAAUUCUAAUUUUGAACAGCCAAUCAGGUUCUUGGUAAUUGGCUGUUUAAAAUUAGAAUUGUAAACGUGCAAAACUAUGUAGGCGCGGUCGUAGACGUUUGUGGGAGUGGUCGAUAUACGAAUUUUUUAUGCGAUUCCACAGUUCGGUGACUUUCGUAAUAUGCCUAUGCUGAUAAACUUGCAUCUAUUUGAAUCAAACAAAUCAUUAAAAACUUGCAUAGCAUGCCCUGUUGCUAUGGCUAUCUUCACCACUGACAGCAUAAUUAUAAUUAUACAUACAAAAGCAAGACGUUAUAAGCAUUGAAGGUAUUCAUGCAAAACUGCCCAUGCCAAAAAAUAGAAUUCCUGCCCCCUGAACGCCUUAGGGGCUGUUUACAUAAUGCGGGAAGGUGGGAUGUUUUUGUUGUAUUGAAAUAAGUCACUGGGCUAAACAAAAGUUUAAAUGCUGGUUAACCGAACUCAAAUGUUGUAAAGAAGAUCUUGUGUUCAAGAAGAUUAUUAUUGGUGCUUGAAAAAACCUUUCGUUUACAAAAUGUUUAGGAAUGAACUUUCCCUGAGCCUCAUGUUAAUAGUAUAUUUUUUGUUCAAUAUAUAGACCACAGUAAGACUUUUUUAAAAUGUGUUUAUUACAUUAACAAACGACGUUUCGGAGAUUUACUCCAUCUUCAGGUAGUUAAUAGGAUUAAAAAAGUCUUACUGUGGUCUAUAUAUUGAACACAAAAUAUACUUUCGUUUACAGUUAACUACAAACUAUCUCUAGAAAAUAAUAAAGUUUUUGUUGAAUCGUGCACCAUAACUUCUUUCAAUACAUCGAAUUCAUCCGCCUCGUACUUGUCCUGGCAAAGCGGGAUCAUAUAAACAGCCCCUUAUUCAGCAAAUUGUGCAGGCUGCCUUUGAUCCCUUGGGGGUGAGGCAGCACUUUCCUUGCGAUAGUAACUUCUAGUAAUAAACAAUUUGUCAAGUGUCUCUUAAUUACUGGUAAUAGUGCAUAUUUCAAUCGGGAAAUCUUGAUUAUUAUUUGAUACGCCGUUUUUUGCAUAUUUCAGAUACAUCCAGAAAUAUGCUCCCGAUUUUAAACAUUAAUAUCUCCGUGAAAUUUUAAGUGAAAUACAACUGUAAUAUAUCGAAAUCUAAGUUAGUCCUUCCUCUAUUUGAUGCAAGUUAUUUCUCUUUAAAAGCUGUACUUGUUUAGAAGUUAUUACGAAUCAAACCGGAGUACUUUUUUUUGGGACACCCGGUAUUAUUUUGUAUUGUAUUAUAUUGCAUUGUAUUAUUGUAUUUUUUCCAUGUUAUUGUACUAUACUAUAUUGAUUUAUACUCUGCAGUGCUAACAUAUUUCUUAUUUUUAUUUCAGUGCAAGAAACUGUGCCAGACCCUCAACCAGAAGGUACAUUAUUGCCCAUUGGACGCUAAUGAGAGCUAAUGAGAUAAUUCAUGCAUGGCAAAAUUUAAAAUUUUUCAAAUUCCAUAGAUCCUCUAUUAUAAACCUUCUAUCCGUAUGACUUAAUUUUCAGCCAUAGAUAGGAGAGGGAAAAAAUUAACAAACCAUCCCUCUGUUAAUUUUUUUCCUCUCGAAAUUUGUUUGAAAAGGAACUUGAUAAAAAUAAUUAAUGUUAUCAAGAUAUUAUUGCACAUGCACCAUAGUAAAUAACCUUUCUUUCUCAUUUCUAGUUGUCUAUCGGACCACAAAACUCACAAAUGGAGAAAUAACUCAGAUGAGCGGCAAGAUUGGACUUGAUUGGGACAGCUUAGCAGGGCUCAUGGAUAUUCCGUAUUCUGAUCGAGAAGAAAUCAGAGUUGACCACCUGAAUUAUCUGAGCAUUAGGUCGAAAGCCAAAAAAGUUUUCGAGCUUUUUAAUCACAGCACGUUUUUCGAUCGUCAUACCCUUGUAAAAUAUUUCAAGGAACUGGGUCGGUACGAUUUGGAAAAUGAAUUGCUUCCCAUGGAAGAUCAGGUAUUUUAUGAUGGAGAGUUUUCUUUGACUCAUCUUUCAGUGUUAUAUACAUACUGGAACUGUUCCUCCCAUUAUUAAAUGUUCUUCGUUAUAAAAAAUAACUACAGUGACUCGUGUGUAUUUUCUUUCUUCAAUAUCGUUUUCUAAGUAUCACGCAAUAUAUUAGGCCUUUACUUAGAAAUUAUAAAACGCAGUGAAGUAACUUGCAUCGUCUAUGCUUCCUUGUUUAUGUAAGUUUCAUUUUGUUUAAUAAAAAGAGUGCAUGUUACCUUGGUUUAAAUUCUAAAACAACGGUAACUCCGAAAAUAAAUCUUUUAAUAUUUAUUUGAAUAUUAAAACUGUUUAUUUUCGGAAUUUGCCUGAAAACGUUGCUUUCUUGUUCUGGAUAGAGCGUUUUAUACGGUCAUCUAUGUUCCAUUUACACCUUUAUCAUGUUUUAGAGCAUUUUAAAAAUAUCUUAUGAGUUCUGGUGAGGAAACAAUGGCGUAGCCAGCCUAAUGAUUUGGUCCCACUAAGCAAAUUUCAACUCAUUAUCAUUAUUUAUUUCUUUAGAAAUUUAUUGUGUUGAUAGUUUAUAGACAUGACAAUAUUUUCAUAUCGGUAUUACAGAAUCAUCGGGUUGCCUGCGCCACAGCUAUGGGGAAAUAAUGUAUGUGCAUGUUGACCCAAACGGGAAUUUCCAAUCAAAAUUUCCCGUACUAUUUGCAUGAAUUCGAACCAGAUGAAAUUUUGUUGUUAAUGGUAACCAACCAAUGAACCAGAUUGUUUCUCUCUAAACAGCCACCUGUACUCAUCGAGGAAGAUUUACUACACACACCUCUCUCCCCACGUGAAGUGUCCAGACUUGGCCGACGCAUUGUGGUUCUGUGGGACCACCUCGCUUCUCUUAUGGAUAUACCCAGAACAGAAAGAGAUGAUAUUCGAUAUAGCCUCAUAUACAAUGAUAAUUGUGUUCGAGCCGAGAAAAUCUUAACCAUUUUCAACAACAAGGAAGGCUUCUCACGUGAAAAGCUGGCUCACUGCUUAGAAGAAAUCCAUCAGUUAGACUUGAUCAAACCAGUUAUCACAGGGGAGUGGAGAAACUAG
Messenger RNA from Paramuricea clavata, 10627 nucleotides. NCBI's taxonomy places the organism in Eukaryota, Metazoa, Cnidaria, Anthozoa, Malacalcyonacea, Plexauridae. The record is from the annotation of a GenBank genome assembly.